Molecule: messenger RNA, 465 nt
Organism: Penicillium brevicompactum
Lineage: Eukaryota; Fungi; Ascomycota; Eurotiomycetes; Eurotiales; Aspergillaceae
Product: methyltransferase
Exons: 1
Coding region: 1-465 (154 amino acids)
Source: RefSeq, a predicted model, not a curated record
AUGACCACGGCUUCCCCGUUGUUGUUCCCUACUGCAUCCAAUUUCGUCCUUGAUUUCCUUGAAGAUUCCCAAACUUACGUAUUUACCUCGACUCACUCGCAUACUACAUCUUGGGACUACAAGCUGGACCAUUACGCUGACCAAAUUCCAAUGACUGCCACUGCCACUGAGUCCCAUGCGGAAACGGCCGAGGAAAUGCCGUUGUUAGUGUACAACACCGUCAAUACUCUGGAAGACCACAUCGUCACGUAUUGUGCGAAUACGAAAAAAGACCCCUCAAAGAAAGCUUCCUACGAACCCAGCCCGUUCAGCCUAGCAGUGGCGAACGUAGCCGCGCCGCUCUACUUGUAUACCUCGCUGAAAGGCAAAUCUGAUCUGUGGGACAAGCUCCUAGCAAAGGUGCCGGACGACCUGUUGCUGAGCAAUCCGAGCCUAGACACCAGCUGCGGCCGAGGCCUACUUUAG